AUGACGAUGACCUCAAUUAACCGGAGGCCUUUGUACACCAAUGCUGGUGCCAAGAGCUGGCGCUCUCCCACCCCGGCUUCGGACGUCUCGAAGCUGGCAGCCCAGUUCCACAGGUCAAUGCCGGGAUAUUCACCGUCACCACUAAUCUCCCUUAAGGCCGUCGCCGAGGAGAUUGGCGUCAAGGACGUUUACAUCAAAUUCGAGGGUGCUCGACUAGGUCUUCCAAGCUUCAAGAUCCUGGGGGCUUCGUGGUCUACGUUCCGUUUGUUGGCAGAUCGACUGGGUCUUCCGUUGGUGUCAGACUUGGAUACCGUUAAGAAGGCCCUCGCAACGUCAGAGAGCGAGGUGACGCUCUUUGCCGCAACGGAUGGCAAUCAUGGACGUGCCGUUGCUUUCCUAGGGGCUGUCCUGGGCAUCCCGGUCCGAAUCUUCGUGCCGAGAGGGUUGGACUCUGGUACUGUGGCGAGAAUUCGGGAGGAGGGAGCUACAGUUACCGAGAUCGAUGGGUCGUAUGACUUUGCUGUAGAAACAGCUUUUCAGCAGGCACAGCAGAUGGCUGGGGGACUGCUAGUCCAGGACACCGCAUUCGAAGGCUACGAAGAGGUACCAGGAUGGAUAGUCGAAGGCUACGCGACUCUGAUGCUCGAGGUCGACGAGCAAUUGCAAGGCCAAUCAGCCGACCUAAUUGUUGCACCUGUUGGAGUCGGGUCCUUUGCGCAAGCUGUGGUUUCGCAUUACAAGUCAGAAGGAAAGGACACCGCCGUAUUAACAGUCGAGCCGGAUACCGCAGGGUGCCUCUACAAGAGUCUCACACACGGAGAGUCUCGGCCCAUUGCUACUCCUGUGCCGACCAUUAUGACGGGGCUCGAUUGCGGCACGGUAUCCAGCAUCGCUUGGCCCCUCCUGCGUGACGGGGUGGACGCUAGUUUAACAGUGAGCGACUUUGAGACGCACCAGGCGGUUAAUAUCCUCGAGGGUCUCGGCGUCUCGGCGGGGCCGUGCGGGGCUGCUCCUCUAGCUGCCCUUCGCCGACUUAGUAGUUCCGACAAGACGGCCCUCGGCCUCACUGAAUCUUCUAUCGUAGUGCUUCUGUGUACGGAAGGCCAAAGAGAUUACACUAUCCCGAAGUCGGUGGAAUAUGACGACGCCGUGUCACUCUGCCAGGCCUUGGUAAGAAUCAACUCUGCUGUCCCAGGAACUGGAGACAUCAAGGGCCCUGGCGAGACCGAAAUCGCACAAUACAUCACGCGCUGGCUGGAGCACAGAGAUAUUGAGGCUCAUUGGAUCGAGAAAGUCAAAGGUCGCCCCUCCGUCGUGGGCGUGGUCAGAGGAACUGGAGGUGGCAAACACAUCAUGUUGAACGGACACAUCGAUACGGUGACUACGGCGAGUUACGAAGGGGAUCCGCUAAGCGGAGAUAUUCGAGACGGCAAACUGUAUGGCCGCGGCGCUGCAGACAUGAAGAGCGGAAUCGCAGCGAUGCUCGUAGCUCUCGUUCAGGCAAAAACGGAUAAACUGAAGGGCAAUGUCAUCUUUACCGGUGUAGCAGAUGAAGAAGACAUGAGUCUAGGGACAGAACAGGUGUUGGAAGCCGGCUGGCGCGCCGAUGCCGCCAUAGUGUGCGAACCAACGGGAGAAGAUCUCGUCAUCGGCCACAAGGGCUUCACCUGGUUCGAGGUCGACAUCCAUGGCGUUGCCGCGCACGGGUCUCGCUUCGAUCUCGGCGUCGAUGCUGUGGCGCACGCUGGGUACUUUUUAGUCGAAUUAGAUAAGUAUGCCAGGCGCCUGGGGGAAGGACCACGUCACCCGUCCCUUGGACUACCGAGUGUACACGCUUCGAUUGUGAGGGGAGGCGAGGAACCGGCGUCGUACCCUGCCAAAUGCACUAUUACACUGGAGCGGAGGACUGUGGCGGGCGAGACGAACGAACAGAUCCUGGCGGAAAUCGAAGGCUUGCUGCAGGAGGCUGCGCGUAGUGCCCCUGGCCUUCGGUACGACCUCAGACUCACCUUUUCGCGGAACCCUUUCGAGAUCCGCGACGACCAUCCCUUGGUCUCCUUGGUGGCUGAUCAGAUCAAGACUGUCCGAGCGAGUGAUGCUGUGCUUCGCACGGAAGCGUUUUGGACGGAUUGUGCCCUCAUUGCUGACGUCGAUAUUCCUGUUGUCAUGUAUGGUCCUCACGGUGAGGGGUUGCAUGCGAAGGAGGAGUGGGCGGAUGUCAAGUCGAUCGAGAGAGCGGCGUCAACGCUCAUCGGGGCUGUUCGAGCAUUCUCGAAUGAAGCUAGAGAGUAG
This is a messenger RNA of Scedosporium apiospermum, 2292 nucleotides long. RefSeq lists its product as uncharacterized. The transcript has 2 exons. The record is from RefSeq and is a predicted model, not a curated record. Bases 1 to 2292 code for a protein of 763 amino acids. Lineage: Eukaryota; Fungi; Ascomycota; Sordariomycetes; Microascales; Microascaceae. Gene Ontology annotation, molecular function: hydrolase activity.